Molecule: messenger RNA, 5607 nt
Organism: Platichthys flesus (European flounder)
Lineage: Eukaryota; Metazoa; Chordata; Actinopteri; Pleuronectiformes; Pleuronectidae
Gene: ppp6r3
Product: protein phosphatase 6, regulatory subunit 3
Exons: 26
Coding region: 365-3160 (931 amino acids)
Cellular component (GO): cytosol; nucleus
Molecular function (GO): protein phosphatase regulator activity; protein phosphatase binding
Source: RefSeq, a predicted model, not a curated record
AGUUGUCGGAACCGCCAUCUUGAAAAGUGCCCUCUGAUGAUCUACCUUUUCGCGCCUGUCAGAAUCACUUUUAAACGCCUUUUUCCCCCACUGGGGUUCCAUGUUGGCUCAGCGCUCGUCUUCUAAAGGCACGGAGCUAAUGGCAAGAUAAGCCGCAUGCUGGAGACUUUCCGUUUAUCGUUGUCUAUCGGUGUGUGCUGUUGAACUGCUGUAUGUGUGCGGUUUGUCAGUCUGUCUCUCACCGCUGUCUGCCUGCCUGUCCAAUCCGGCUAGCCUGUAAUGGGCCACAACUUCGAAAGACUAAAACACACCUACUUUAACCUGAGCUCCUCCAUCUGGACUCCAACAUUCACACAGAGCCAAGAUGUUUUGGAAGUUUGACCUCCACACCACAUCCCACAUUGACACAUUGCUAGAGAAGGAGGAUGUGACGCUUACAGAGGUGAUGGAUGAGGAUGACGUCCUGCAGGAGUGCAAGGCCCAGAACCACAAAUUGGUGGACUUCCUGCUGAGACCACAGUGCAUGGAGGACCUGGUCACCUACAUCACACAGGAACCCAACACUGAAGUUGAAGAGAAGGUUAAAUACAAGUAUCCUAACAUAUCAUGUGAGCUGCUUACGUCAGAUGUUGGCCAGAUAAAUGACAGACUUGGAGAAGAUGAAAAACUGCUGAUGAAACUUUACGGCUUCCUUCAAAAUGACCCACCUCUUAACCCGCUCCUCGCAAGCUUCUUCUCCAAGGUCCUCUCCAUUCUUAUUGGACGUAAGCCUGAACAGAUCGUCGAUUUUCUACGAAAGCAGGAAGAUUUUGUUGACCUGAUGAUCAAACACAUCGGGACAUCAGCCAUCAUGGACCUGCUACUUAGAAUGCUCACCUGCAUUGAACCACAACAGCUCCGACAGGAUGUUCUCAACUGGCUAAAUGAGGAGAAGGUGAUCCAGAGGUUGGUGGACAUGGUGCAGCCUUCUCAAGAUGAGGAUAGACACUCCAAUGCCUCCCAGUCACUGUGUGAGAUCAUCAGACUGAGCAGAGAUCAGAUGUUCCAGGUUCAGGGUUGCUCAGAGCCUGACCCACUUCUGGCCACACUUGAAAAACAGGAGACGGUGGAGCAGUUGUUGUCUAAUAUCUUUGACAAGGAGAAGAAUGAAUCUGCAAUCGUCAGUGUUAUCCAGAUCCUUCUUACACUGUUUGAAACCAGGAGACCAGCGUUUGAGGGUCAUAUGGAUUGCCCCCCAGGGAUGUCCCAUCCUUCAUUUUCAGUCAACCACAGCAUCCUGGAGGCUGUGAGACCCCGUCUCAAAGACUUUCACCAGCUGCUACUGGAACCCCCAAAGAAGAAUGUGAUGAAAACAACGUGGGGGGUGCUGGAUCCUCCAGUGGGCAACACCAGACUCCAUGUUGUCAGACUGGUGGCCAGUCUGCUGCAGAGCAACACACACAGCAUCAACACAGAACUCAUUAACCUCAACACACUGGGAGUCAUACUAGACAUGUAUUUCAAAUACAUCUGGAACAACUUCCUCCACAUUCAGGUUGAAAUCUGUACAGCUAUGAUUCUCGCUAUGCCCCCCGCCCCAAGUGACAUCCAGCCAGAUACAGAGCAGGAACAUGCAAGGGAGAGCAUCCUCAUCAAACAUCUGUUUCAAAAGUGCCAGUUUAUUCAGAGAAUCCUAGAUGCCUGGGGCUCCAAUGAGAAAGAACAGACGGAAGGUGGUCGGCGACAAGGCUACAUGGGUCACCUGACUAGAAUAGCCAAUUCUAUAGUUCAUAACUGUGACAAAGGCCCUAAUGGACUGCAGAUACAACAGCUCAUCUCAGAGCUCCCAGUAGAGGACAGAGCGAAAUGGGAGGCCUUUAUUUCUGGGCAGCUGGCUGACACAAACAAGAGAAACACUGUCGACCUGGUAAACACACACCACAUACAUUCUUCCAGUGAUGACGAGGUGGACUUUAAAGACAGUGGCUUUCACCAGGACUCCUCUCUACAACAAGCCUUUUCUGAUUAUCAGAUGCAACAAAUGACGUCCAAUUUUAUUGAGCAGUUCGGCUUCAAUGAUGAAGAGUUUGCUGAUCAGGACGAUGUGGUGGAUAUUCCCUUUGAUAGAAUAUCAGACAUCAAUUUUUCACUGAAUACAAAUGAAAGUGCAAACAUAGCUUUGUUUGAGGCUCGCUGUAAAGAGAAAAUACAGCAAUUUGAAGAUGCCGGUUCAGAUGAGGAAGACAUCUGGGAUGAAAAGGAUGUCACCUUUGCACCAGAGGCACAGAGACGCCCCAGGAGCUCAGGUAGCACAGACAGUGAGGAGAGCACAGAUUCAGAGGAGGAGGAUGGAAAGAGAGCUCCAUUUGAAACAUCCAAUCCCAUCACUGAUGACAGAAUGGAAGUUGACACAGGGCCAGUGUGGACAGCCAACUUUGAUGACAUCCCCAUGGACACGGGUACAUCCACAGCUCCAGCCUCCAGUCCCAGUGACCCUGCUGACUCCUCUCCUUUGUCCUCUUCCUCCACCACAAUGACUGAAGUUCUUUCUGGGGAAGCAUGGAGCACCUCUUCUACUCCCACCUCCAAUUCUGAAACUGGCUGGGCAGAUUUCUCCAACUUUACCCCUGUUAGCCCAAAAGACCCACUAAGAUGCAACUCUCCUGUUGCUAUGGAAACCAGCAUAGAGACAAUGGACCCUCUUGGGGUCAAUGCCCCCAUUCAGCCUGAAGAAAGUGAUGGCUGGUUGGGAACCAGUGUGGCUUCUCCCUCUCCCACCUCACCUAAGGAUUGUGGGAAAUCUAAAGCAGAGGAGGAAACCACCUGUUGUGAGCAGCGCAGCAUUACAGAGACGGUCAUCAAUGGCUCCAUGAAAGAAACAGUCAGCCUCACUGUUGACGCCAAGACUGAGACCGCCGUCUUCAAGAGAGUGUUGAAAUCUUAUCGUGAUGAAGAGAAGAGUGCUUCUUCAGAGAAAUACUCAGUAGUGGAGUGUGUGGAUUUGGAAAGAACAGGCUUUAACUCCUCUGCUGCUGCCUGCUGUCCCAAAACAGGCAGUGAUAAGUGUCGGUCCACUGCAGAGAUUCCCAAUGGUCCUCUAGAGGGAAUGGCAGCCAUAGAGGAAGCCAAAAUAGACCAGAGUGCUGUGUCUUCCGAGCCAGCUGUGAAUGGGCCAGCAUGAGGGUCGUCUAUUGCCAGCCAAUGGCCAGCCAAUGGCGCCAGCCUGUUCUGCCACGCAGGGCCCUCCUGCUGGCUAACCAGCAGAGGCCACUGUUCAGAGCUCUACCAAUCACAUGCUCCACCAGGACCAGCAAUACUCUUAUCGGCUCAUCAAUGACAGUCACAGACAGGUGUACAGACACAGGAUGAACUGAAGAGCAAAAUAAGAGACAAAUUCAAAUGGAUACUAGGUUCUUUUCUGCUUUUGUUUAUAUACUAUUGUUCUUAUGAGGUGAUAUCUGACUGAUAUCUUGCCACUCAAAAUUAAAUAGUAAUGUUGCUAUAGUUUAAAGAAAUGAUUGUAUGAAUAAAAUAUUUUAUAAAAAGACAAAUGUAUACAGAAACAUAAGAUGAAUUACCAGAGAAACGGGAAUAGCACAUUGGUGACCAAAGCAACUAUAAAGCUGUUGUUAGUAGAUCGAUCUGUUCUCCUGCACAGAAGCCAGACACAACAGUUGCUUUAUUUAUAACUUGCCCACCAUUGGUCUUUCUCUGAGCAAAGCUGCUCCUUCCAAUUGAAAAAAACGUUUUAAUUACCACACCGUUUUAUUUUGCUGCAGAUCUUCUUGGUAAAUGUUUUCACAUGUAUUCUUCUGCAUUGAGUAAGCCAAGCUUUUUGGUAUUUUUUAUUUAUUUAUUAUGGAAGUAAAAUUAUGGUUAUGUAUUGAUACUUGAGAGCCAUACAAACACUCGCUCCCCUUCUAGUGAGCUGUAUUUAUGCUAACUGGGUUCCUACCUCAUAGCUAGAAUGCUCAGCAGGAGAGAAGCAGUUUGUUGUCAGCUGUUGUGGGAGCUGUAAAUGCUUGCUGAGGUUGAUGUUUUAGCUACAGUCCCCUCUCUUUGGCCCAGCACUCUUGAUUAUUUUAUUUUUUCAAAUUAUUUUUAGACCAAUAGUUUCUCUGAGCGUCUUCAUUUUAUAUUACCCUUACAUUUAGAACAUUUAAUUGUAGGAUGACGACACUCUGCAAAACGGUAAUUUCUUACCAGACAUAACUUACUUGUCAAAGGGACAUGACAUAAUAAGAAAAGUCAAUUUGAUUCAGUUUGUGUUAAGAGAUUAAUGUUUUGGAAAGGCUGCUCCAGGCAGCAGUGUCACAUACUUGCACUGCAUUCAGGCUGACAACUCUGGAGAAAGCGUUUUCACAGGCCCGUAAGCGCAAGAGCCCUUCCGGGUCCCUUACGUGCUUACGGGCGUCGCCCCAUUUUUCAAAAAUUUACGGCAAGGCUGUGAUUGGUCUGCUCUACAUCCCUUCUGGAGCUGCAUUUCCGGUUUAAUGCCCCAUAAUACAUGGACAAUUGUUGUUCGGUUGGAAUCGUGAAUACACUCUCUGCCAUGGUUCACCGUGUGUUUGUAAUGGAGAACACGACUGGUAGAAGGUAAAGAAACAGUCAACAACGAUUGCCACACCCACAAAGAAGGCGUCUCUCAGGUCGUCUUCGACAAAAAGCAUUACUCCGCCUAGUGUUCUGGCGCGGAAUUGCUUUGUAAGACGCGCAACAGUUGGGGAAGCAGGAAUGACAACGAGUCUUGCGCCACAGCGUCGUGAAAAGACGCAGACGCAGUCGCAGAAGCAUGUUUCAGGCUUAACACACCAGAGCAGAGAAGCUGAACCAUUUACUAUUUUGACCAAUCAAAAUAGAGCCAGCCAACAUUCCACGUAGAUUAGGUGACUGGUAAAAUGUUACUGUUCACCCUUGUUAAAAAGGAGGAUUCAAAAUCCUUCCUAUAAAAUUGUGUCUGGUGUUUUGGUGUCUGAUAUGCCUUCAACAGUUUGAAUUAAUUACUCAAACUGCCUGCAUUAUCUUAAUUCUCAGCAGUAACCAAAGUAAAAUAUCCUCUCCAAUGUAGACCUUUGUGCAGUGAUGGUUCAUCUUUGAAGUCCAUUUUGAGUAAAGCAUCUUUCAGAGUGCUCUUGUCAAAAUAAACGCAGCUUUGGUCCUUCCUCCACUAAAAAUCAACUUUAAUGAGACUUUGUAAUGAUUGACUUAGUUUUCAAAUUUCAAACUUGCUGUGGUUUCAGACAAACUCUAGUUGCCUCUGUAUAUAUGGCCUUUUAGCUUUGGUUUGGUCGCCACCAACCCCUGAGCAAAAUGUCUGUCUGGCUUUUGAGGUGCUAUAUGCUUAACCUUUUUAAUAUUAUACAUAUAUGACCAACUUUUGCAUUUGACCAACUGUUGGCGAAAUGGAACAUGAGCUAGUCUUGAAAUAUGUUUAAGCAUUACGGCUGAAUAUUACAUGAGGUUAACAGAGCCUGACAAAGGCCAGUUACCAGAGCAUCUACAAGCAGCUGGGAUGAAAUUAAGGCUGCCUUGUUUCUACAGAACCCUAUCUCCACUUCAAAUGUGUUCUCCCUAGAAUCUUGGGAUUCAGUGUUUGGCAUUUGAUUGAAAAAUAAACUAGUUUUGUAA